GGGGGCGGGGUGGAGCUGCCGCAGGGCCCUUGGCCCCUCCGGGCCCCGGCGCUCGGCUGAUUCCUGCCCCGCGUCCCCACAGGCACCUGCCUUGUCGAGCGUCCUUGCCGGGGGGGCGCUUGCCAUCCCCCUGUCAAUGUUGUCUCCUCAGAGACAAGCUGGGAGCUUAAAAGAAGCUUUGUAAGGCUAGAUUGUGCCUUGGCUGCAAGGAUGUGGCAUCUCGGGUUUCCAUGAUCCUGGGGUUGUGCCAGCCAGGUGGUCAACAGCCACUUCUUAGUGACUUGGCAACCUCUUCUGCACCCUAUUUUCCUCCUACGCACAUGGGGAGCGAAGACUAUGAAAACAUCAACCAUGUAGUGGUCUUCAUGCUGGGAACUAUACCAUUUCCAGAUGGAAUGGGAGGAUCUGUCUAUUUUUGUUACCCAGACCAGAGUGGGAUGGCAGUAUGGCAGCUGCUGGGGUUUGUCACUAAUGAGAAGCCAAGUGCCAUCUUCAAAAUUUCUGGUCUGAAAUCUGGGAAGGGAAGUCAACAUCCCUUUGGUGCCAUGAACCUCCCACAGACGCCAACAGUGGCUCAGAUUGGAAUCUCAGUGGAACUGCUGGAGAACCUGGCCCAGCAGACUCCUGUUGCAAGUGCUGCUGUGUCAUCAGUAGAUUCAUUCACAGAGUUCACUCAGAAGAUGCUGGAUAACUUCUAUAACUUUGCUUCCUCGUUUGCUGUUACUCAGGCACAGAUGACCCCGAAUCCUUCUGAAGCUUUCAUUCCUGCAAAUGUAGUUCUGAAAUGGUAUGAGAACUUCCAGAGACGUCUGACACAGAACCCUCUCUUUUGGAAAACAUAAACUUAAAUUCUGUCAUUUGGAGUUCUUUCUGAAUGUUACCUGAAAGAUGUAUCAAAUAACUCCACUAAAGAUUUUCGGAGGGAAGGAGGGGAAAAAUCCAAACAACGAUUAGUCUAAAUAGACAAACUAGUAACUUUUAUAUAACUCUUGAACAGUAUUUAAAAUUAAAAUCAGUGAAAAUUACUAGUCUGCAUGUUGGUUUAUUUAACUGAAGUGCUUGGCUGCAACAAGAAAUUAGUGUUCUAUGUAGAAAUACUUCUUUGAAACUGCAUUUUAAAAAAAUUACUAGGUGAAAAAUGGCAGCACUGUGUCAUACUUGUGUCGUGCUUUGGUUUGUUGCACAAACCAAAUGCAGAUUUUCCUUUACCUCAUUUAAAGGGUGAUCAGGCAACUGUGAAUAUGCUGGUGGUUUUCCUGCUGGUACUUGCACUGUAAGUUCUUCCAUUUUGUGGACAACCAAUAUUCCUGUUCCCAACUCAUAUAAAUGGUACAGUAUUUCCCUCUUUGGCAGUAACACACUAGGAGUACCUGUCUUUAACUUUUCCUGUAUGAAACUGUAAUGAAAAGGGAAUCUUUGGGAACUUCAGCUCUGCUAGAAUUAUUCCCAGUAAAUAAGAGUUAAAUCUUGUUUCUCUUAGAAACAGAUGUGUGGUGUAUGAUAAUGCUGUCUAAAUUACUGGCACCAAAGGCUCUCACAUUUGCUCAUAAAUUUGUAGGAUUUUGGGGUGGUCUGAAUGAUUCUCAUUACGGUGCAGUUUCUGCUAGUGUGAUGGCUUCAGCCACAUGUGCCCAGGUAUCUCAUAGGUGAGCUCCAGAUGGCCCUUUGUUCAUUAGAUUAGCUUGAUGAGGAAUACUAUUUUGAACAAUAGAUCUUGCUUCUGUAAGUUACUUUCUGUAACCAAGGACUAAGACUUGUUCCCAAACCACUGGCAUGAAAAUAAAAGUUUUUACUGGUUUCAUUGA
Messenger RNA from Catharus ustulatus (Swainson's thrush), 1805 nucleotides. RefSeq names its product heat shock protein nuclear import factor hikeshi (gene HIKESHI). Gene Ontology annotation, molecular function: Hsp70 protein binding; nuclear import signal receptor activity. Lineage: Eukaryota; Metazoa; Chordata; Aves; Passeriformes; Turdidae. The record is from RefSeq and is a predicted model, not a curated record. The coding region runs from base 231 to 842 and encodes 203 amino acids. Gene Ontology annotation, biological process: protein import into nucleus. The transcript has 6 exons. Gene Ontology annotation, cellular component: nucleus; cytosol.